AUGUUCGGCGGCUGGUUGCUUGCCCCAACCACACUGCUAAUCGUACUCUAUAGCUCUCUACGCGCGAAGCCAAACUGCUGCUACGCUUACAAGUUACCGACGGGCAGAGUGAGCAGUUCGCCGUUUAACCCAUGUGUGCAAUUAAGACAAAGGAAAGGAUCCCUCGUUCGAGGGAACUUCUGCGGUCGAGAUGAUAUCGUGGCAGCUAAAAGGACGGCUAGCAUUUCUGAUGGGGAUGUACUUGGGGGAGUCGACCCCUUGGGUUCCCCACCGAGGUGGAGUAGACCCAGCGGUUGGAACGCAGCAGGUAGUCUUAGCCAACGGGUAGCACUAACGCAGGCGAAGUGGCAGAAGGGGAACAUCAAUAGGGGAAAUGAGAGCAAAAAAAAAAGUACACGACUCUUCCUGCUUAGGAGUGAGCAUAGUGGAUUCCCACCCAUCGGGCGCAACGCCUGGGGAGGGAACGCCCCCAUCUGUGCGAGACCCCCGAAAAGAAGCGAGCGCAACGUCACAGAGGAAGGGAAUCACGGUGAGGACGAAGGAGGAGGUAACAGUGAAAUCAUCACGAAUGUCGAAGCAGUACCUCCCAAUGGGGGGAACAACAAAAAGAGGAAGUACGCCAAAGUGAGAGAGGAAAAGAAAAAAGGAAAUUUGCCAAACGUCGAGGGGGAGCGGUUCACUGGGGUAGCCACCGCUUUGGAGGAAAAAGAAGUGAAGCGGGUGAAAGGCGUAACCAACUUUGGAAGCAACUCAAUAAGUGGCGAGACCAAUGCUUCGGUCAGAAGAAGCUCCAACCCACGGAGGGGAAACCAAAGGAGCAGGGAUGAACCUCUUUACACCACUGAUCGGGGGAAUACCCACAGUGCAUCACACGGGCAAGCCGCACCACCGUCGCUUUACCAAAGGAGGGGAAGCGAAAAAGAGGAAAAGUACAAAGAAAGCCACCGCGAGAGUUGCAAAACGAAUGCUUAUAGAUACCCCCCCCAGUUGAGGACCCCCGAAGGAGAUGCGCCCAGCGAAGAAGACGUAGGGAAAACCCUCGAAGGGGAAGUAUACUCUGUCAGUCCAAACGCAGUUCUAGUGAAAAUAAAAAAUACAAACCAUUUUGGAAUGCUCUUUAAAAGGAGAUGUAACUUUGGAGACGACGUAGGAGACCUGAAUGAGUAUUUCCAAGUGAAGCAAAAAAUUUGUGUAAAAACUUUAGGCAUAAAUAUGAAAAAGAAAUUGUUCUAUUUAGGUAACGUGAUUAGGUACAAUCCAGAUGUGAAGCUGAAGGAGGGAGACACGUCCAAGGGGCUGAUCACCAAAUUGUGUGAGUCCUACCUGUUCGUUAAGGUUUUGAAGAAUGGCAGCACGGGGUACCUGCAUAGGUCCAAGCUGUUUCGCCCGUGGGAGCGGCAAAAUGAGGGGCAGCAAAAGGGGGAGCGGCAAAAGGGGGAGCAACAGCUGGGAAGACACAACCACAGGUGGAGCAGCCUUCUGAAGAUGGCCCAAUUUACCCAGCUGUUUAACAUUUGGGACAUUAUAGACGUCGAAAUUUAUGAGCGGCCUGAUGCGAACUUUAAAUCGAACUACAUUCUGACCAUCCCGGAGGGGUCCAAGACGUUUGGCAAGCUGCUUGCCUAUUUUGACUCCCUGUCGGGGGGUGACCCGUUUGCGCACAAAGGGGGGGAUGACCGGUUUGCGCACAAAGGGGGGGAAGGGCCACUUCUUACUCAGGGAGGGAAUACCCCCGUGGAGGACCCCUCCGAUGGGGAGGCAGGCGACCGCAGGAAGAGGAGAAGCAGGGCGAGUCCCUCCAGGGAGGGAGAACACCACGAAGAUUCAACUCGCGAUGAGCAGAGAACCCCCCCCCGUGGGUACCCUUUUUCAAAAAAGAAUAAAGAGACGCUCCAUAAGGAGAGAGCAUCCACGAAGAUGUACCGAGUGCCAGAAAAUGCAACCCUGUCCGUCUUCGCCAAGAUGACAAAAAUAUCCCCAUCGGCUCUGAAGAAAUUUUUUAUAAUCAACGAGAGUAGGGAGUACCAGUCGGGGCAUGUGCUGAGUGCCGACCAGAUGAGGAAAGCGAGUGAUCAUUUUGGCGUCAGCUGUGUGGUCGACGUUGGUGGGGGAGGCGGUCAAUUGGGAGGCGCCCAAUUGGAAGUGGUUACCCCAGGGGAGGAGCCAACUGGGGAAAGCAGCCGUGGAGAGGAGGCCCCCCCCAAUGGGGGAACCAAACUGGUGCUGCACACUAACCGUGUGGAGAGUGAUCCGCACAUUGCCUGCCCAACAGAGAACCCAAGGGAGAAAAGCAAAAAGCGAAACAUGGUGGUGACCUUCAUUGGGCACAUCAACCAUGGGAAGACGUCGCUGUUCGAUUACAUAUGCAAAACGAAGGAGAGGGAAAAGGAAAAGGGACUCAUCACGCAGAACAUAAGAGCCUUCAAAGUGAAUUCCCAAAGCAACGACUUCUCAUUUACCCUCAUCGACACCCCAGGGCACGAAGCCUUUAUGCCAAUUAGAACCAGAGGAGUGAACAUUUCGGACUUAAGCAUUUUGGUGAUUUCCGGAGAGGAGGGAAUACAGGAGCAGACGGUGGAGUGCAUCAAGCUGAUUAAGGAGCACCACAUUCGAGUCGUAAUAGCAGUGACUAAGGUAGAUUUGCCCAACGUGUCCGUGGACCGAAUUGUUAACGAUUUGGUUUACUACGAGAUUUACACGGAGAUGAAUGGGGGAGAUGUGCAGGUGGUUCCCUGCUCCAUUUUUAAUGAGAAGUCGGUGGACAAGCUGGUAGAUGCGAUAUUUCUAGAAUCGGCAUUUCUAGAAUCGGCAGUAUUAGAAUCGGCAGUAUUAGAAUCGGCAGUAUUAGAAUCGGCAGUUUUAGAACCCCCUUUUUUAGAACCCACUUCUUUAGAAGCACCGUCAGGGGAGGGCCAAACCGGCGGGGGAGUCAUCCUCGACUCGUUCGUGGACAAAAAUGGAAUCGUGUCGAUUAACCUGGUGCAGAGCGGGACCCUGCGAGUGAAUGACCACUUCUAUGCCGGUUCGUCCUACGGCAAGGUGAAGAUAAUGAAGGACCAUCUGAAUAAGAAGGUGAAAGUUGCCCGUGCCUCCGACCCGGUGAUGGUGAUAGGCUACGAGAAGAACUCCGUGCCGGUUGCAGGGGACAAAUUUUUUGUCGUGCAGAACGAGGCAGUCGCGGAGGAAAUUGCAAAGCAUCACAAAAACGAGCUGCUAACUUUGCAGAUGCGGGGGUUCAGCUACGGGCAGGAGGAGGGCGGCCUGGAUCGCUACCGGGAGUAUAUCAUUCGGGAGGGUGCCGCAAUCCCUGAGGAGGAGCGGAAGCAGAAUGGGGGGGACAACCCGCAGGAGGGGCAGCAAGAGGGGCGGCAAGAGGAGCGGCAAGAGGAGCGGCAAGUGGAGGAUGCCCCUGGAAAAGCUUCGCUUGGGGAGGCCGCUCCUAGGGAAGCCGCCCCCGUUCGAGAGAAAGACCCCAAGACGGUCUACGUGAACUACUUUGUCAAAUGCGACAAGCAGGGAACGAUUGAGGUUUUAAAGAAUUGCCUCCAAAGGUUGGAAGCGAAGGAUACGCUGCACCGAGUGAAAAACAAAAUUGUCUUUUCCAGCAUCGGAGACAUCACCGCCAGUGACAUCACCUAUGCGCAGAGUUUCAACGCCAUCAUCAUUGGGUUUAAUGUGAAGCUGUCCAAGAGCUGCCCGAAAAAUGCAAAGCAUCUGCUGAGCGCUGCGAAAGCUAGCUGCAGAUUUAUCUACGCGAAUGUCCUGUACGAUUUGAUUAGCCAGGUGGAAGGCGUAAUGAAGGAGAAACUGAGCUCCAAACCGAGGGGCACUUACAAAGGGCAGGCAACCAUUUUGAAAGUUUUUAAUGUUUCCAAACUGGGGAAGGUGGCCGGGUGUGUGGUCAACAGUGGUACCGUUAACAACCACAGCAAUGUGCGUAUUUUGAGGAACGACCGAGUCAUUCACAUUGGAAAGAUCGUGUCGCUUAAGAUUGCCAAGGAGGAGAAGGAGCAGGUCCGGCAGGGCGACGAGUGCGGCAUGGGCUUCGAGGACUUCGUGGAUUUUCUCCCGGGGGACGCGGUGGAGUCGUACCAGGAGUAG
This is a messenger RNA of Plasmodium vivax (malaria parasite P. vivax), 4101 nucleotides long. Its product is annotated as MB2 protein, putative. The transcript has a single exon. Bases 1 to 4101 code for a protein of 1366 amino acids. Gene Ontology annotation, molecular function: GTPase activity; GTP binding. The record is from RefSeq and is a predicted model, not a curated record. NCBI's taxonomy places the organism in Eukaryota, Apicomplexa, Aconoidasida, Haemosporida, Plasmodiidae.